AUGCAAUCAUCCAUUACGUACUGCUUAGCCUUUUGUGUCUUGAUUAUUUUCGCUGCAUACCAAGCCAAUGCAGAUGUGCAUAUCGGAGGGCCAGGGCUUUCAUCGAUCCAUGUUAACACAGGAGGACCACAAAUGGCGAAUACGGGCAUAAAUGUGCAUUUGUCAUCUAAGAAAAAGCGUGAUGUUUCUAAUAUUCCUUUACAACGACAACGCCGUGUUGGAAUAGUUCAAACUUCAGUCUGUGGUAAUGGAGUGAUUACAAUGAAGAAUGGCAGAAUUGUCUGUGAACUACAAUAG
Adineta ricciae is the source of this 297-nucleotide messenger RNA. NCBI's taxonomy places the organism in Eukaryota, Metazoa, Rotifera, Eurotatoria, Adinetida, Adinetidae. The record is from the annotation of a GenBank genome assembly.